AUGCCGAAGAAGAUGCUGAAGGAGUGGGAUGGUGCUAUCACACCUUUUGUUAUGGGGGAGGUUCUAGAUGUGGAAGAAGGCGGUCAGCUCACCGAUGGAAUCAUCGAAGAUGAAGAUGACGAAGAGGAUGGUUACUCCCGUGGGGAGAGCUUGCGUGGUGAGACAAGCAAGAGAUGGAGCCGACUUGUCCGCUGUGCGGUUUCCUUGUCAAGUGUUGUUGAUGGGUUCACCUGGGUGGAGGGUAACGUGAAUGGAGGGUUGAGGGUGUAUUGGAAGCGAAAGUGACGGGAUGGCUUGAGGAAGAUUAUUAGGAGCGCGAGGAAGAGGAAUGGAGGUGAAGUGGUCAUCAUUGGACCGACGAUUCUAUGGAUGUUGAUGCUGAGGAUAAAGAUGCCGAUGAAUCAUCAGAACAGAGCAAAGACGACAAAAAUGAUUCUGAGGAAGUCACGG
Suillus plorans is the source of this 450-nucleotide messenger RNA. RefSeq lists its product as uncharacterized. The record is from RefSeq and is a predicted model, not a curated record. The transcript is spliced from 2 exons. Lineage: Eukaryota; Fungi; Basidiomycota; Agaricomycetes; Boletales; Suillaceae. The coding region runs from base 1 to 285 and encodes 94 amino acids.